Molecule: messenger RNA, 798 nt
Organism: Acanthamoeba castellanii str. Neff
Lineage: Eukaryota; Discosea; Longamoebia; Acanthamoebidae
Exons: 2
Coding region: 1-798 (265 amino acids)
Source: RefSeq, a predicted model, not a curated record
AUGAACAUCUGCUCCAUUCUGGAACGAAGGCAGCUCGAGGCGGCCGUGCCCGGCUGCCAGAUCGAAUGGAUUGUGGACGAUGAUGGAGACAGCUUCGCAGAUGGAGAUGACGCGGGGGAGCUUGUAAAUGUUGUAGAGUUGAUUGAGGGCGAUGACGAGGACGGAGAGACGACGGAUGGAGGUGCAUCGAUGAUGUGGCCAUUCCCUUCGUCGCAGCAGCUGAAGAGGAAGCGAGAGAAGGUGGGCAGCGGAAGCGGAAGCAGCAGCAGCGAUGGUGAAGAGCAGCACCAAAAGCAGCAGCUGAACGAUGCCAAGCGAGCACGACUGGAGGACGUCGAGAAGCCGCAGCUCUUCAACAUGUGGCUCAAGAUGAAGAAGGAACGGCGGCACGAUCGAAAGCUGCAGGAUCUGGUCGAUGCGUUCGUCCUGCCCGAAGAUCUCUACCAGCACUUCAAGGAGUUCGUGCCUCCGGCCGGUGCCGACGCCGACGCCGUCUUCAUGCGACGGCUCCAGUACGAACGCGAAUGCGCUGAGCGAGCCCUCAACCGAUGCAAGGUGCGCUCGUGGCUGCUGCGUCGAUCGUCGCUCAAUCGAAGGUCCAUCGUGCUACGCGUGCCGUUCGAGCUCGGCCUGGGCGAUCGGCUCCAGUUUGGCGCCGCGGCCGCCAACGAUGCGCAACUGGAGAUCACGCCGACGUUCUACAGCACCUCGUUCAUUGCGGUUCUCGAUCGCCUGCUGGAGACCGAGGAUCUGCGGCCAGACCGCAUGGUGCACGGCUACCUCUCCACCCGAUGCUGA